Lipotes vexillifer (Yangtze River dolphin) is the source of this 3255-nucleotide messenger RNA. It is a transcript of the gene PIWIL2, whose product is annotated as piwi like RNA-mediated gene silencing 2. The record is from RefSeq and is a predicted model, not a curated record. NCBI's taxonomy places the organism in Eukaryota, Metazoa, Chordata, Mammalia, Artiodactyla, Lipotidae. The transcript has 22 exons. The coding region runs from base 51 to 2966 and encodes 971 amino acids. Gene Ontology annotation, molecular function: RNA binding; protein binding.
CAGAUAAUUAACCAGAACAGAUUGACACCUGUGUCCUCUGCAGCCUUGCAAUGGAUCCUGUCCGACCACCCUUCAGGGGCCCGUCUCCUGUGCACCCAUCUCAGUCUGUUCGGAUGCCGGGCCCUUGGCAACAGGCUCCAAAACCUUUGGACCCAGCUCUGGGCAGGGCAGGACCUGCAGGCAGAGGCCAUGUAUUUGAAAAGCGAGAGGAGCCAGGCCCACAGAGUGGGCCAGUGCAAAAGGAAUCUGUGGGUUUGGUCUCAAUGUUCCGAGGACUGGGCCUUGAAACAGUGUCCCGGACCCCUGUGGAACAGGAAAUGCCUCCUUUAGGUAGAGGCAUUUUAGGUCGAGGUUUGUCUACCAGUAUGGCACGCAAGGACAAAGAAGAACCCCAUCCCACUUUUCUGGAUCCUUCAGUGUUGGCAUCUGGAGAUAGCAAGAUGGCAGAGGCCUCCGUUGGUUGGAGUAGAACGCUUGGAAGAGGGAAUUUGGAUGCCUUUUUAUUACCGAUGGGAAGAGCAGCUGGUGGUAUAGGCAGAGGAGUAUACAGGCCUCCCGGUGCUCUCAGCCUGAAUUCUCAGGAUCCUGCCCAGCUGUCGUCUCCACCACCUCUGCCCCCGGCCCCACUGCAUUCUCUGGAUCGCCCACCACUUGGGACUGCAGAACACAAGGAAAAAGAGCCUUUUGUGAAGCAAGGAUCAAAAGGAACACCUCAGUCUUUGGGAUUGAACCUUAUCAAAAUACAGUGUCGUAAUGAAGCAGUUUAUCAAUAUCAUGUGGCUUUCAGCCCCAAUGUGGAGUGCAAAAGCAUGAAGUUUGGCAUGUUGAAGGACCAUCAAGCUGUCACCGGAAACAUCACUGCUUUCGAUGGAUCCAUUCUCUAUCUGCCUGUUAAGCUUCAACAAGUUCUUGAGUUAAAAAGUCGAAGGAAAACUGACAGUGCCGAGAUCAUCAUUAAGAUUCAGUUGACAAAGAUCCUGGAGCCCUGUUCUGACUUGUGCAUUCCGUUCUACAAUGUUGUUUUCCGUCGGGUAAUGAAACUUUUAGAUAUGAAGCUGGUGGGGAGAAACUUCUUUGACCCUACAAGUGCUAUGGUACUACAGCAACACAGAUUGCAGAUCUGGCCGGGCUAUGCAGCUAGCAUCCGGAGGACAGAUGGAGGUCUUUUCCUGCUAGCUGAUGUCUCCCAUAAGGUCAUUCGGAAUGAUUCUGUGCUGGACAUCAUGCAUGCCAUGUACCAACAGCACAAAGAAGACUUCCAGGACGAGUGCACUAAGCUUCUGGUUGGCAGUAUUGUCAUAACCCGAUACAACAAUCGUACCUAUCGUGUUGAUGAUGUGGAUUGGAAUAAGACUCCAAAAGAUAGCUUCACGAUGUCUGAUGGGAAGGAGAUUACAUUCUUGGAAUACUACAGCAAAAACUAUGGGAUCACAAUAAAGGAAAAGGACCAGCCACUGCUGAUCCACAGGCCCAGUGAGCGACAGAAUAACCAAGGGAUGCUGCUAAAAGGCGAAAUCCUGCUGCUGCCUGAGCUUUCAUUCAUGACUGGAAUCCCUGAGAAGAUGAAGAAGGACUUCAGAGCCAUGAAGGAUUUGACCCAGCAGAUCAACCUGAGCCCCAAACAGCACCAUAAUGCUUUGAAAUGCUUGCUACAGAGAAUUUCAAAAAAUGAGACAGCCAACAGUGAACUGACACGUUGGGGACUCUGUCUGCAGAAGGAUGUACAUAAGAUUGAAGGACGUGUUCUGCCAAUGGAAAGAAUUAACUUAAGGAAUACGUCAUUUAUCACAUCUCAGGAACUAAACUGGGUUAAGGAAGUAACCAGAGACGUUUCCAUCUUAACUGUCCCCAUGCAUUUCUGGGCGCUGUUUUACCCAAAGAGAGCAAUGGAUCAAGCCCGAGAACUGGUGAACAUGUUAGAGAAGGUAGCUGGCCCCAUUGGCAUAUGCAUGAGUCCUCCAGCCUGGGUGGAACUGAAGGAUGAUCGCAUAGAGACCUAUGUCAGAACCAUUCAGUCCAUGCUGGGAGUUGAGGGGAAGAUACAGAUGGUUGUUUGCAUCAUCAUGGGCACACGUGACGAUCUCUACAGGGCCAUUAAAAAGCUGUGCUGUGUGCAGACUCCCGUGCCCUCGCAAGUCAUCAAUGUCCGAACCAUUGGCCAGCCCACCAGGCUUCAGAGUGUGGCCCAGAAAAUUUUACUUCAGAUUAACUGUAAAUUGGGUGGUGAGCUCUGGGGAGUGGAUAUUCCUCUGAAACAAUUAAUGGUGAUUGGGGUGGAUGUUUACCAUGACCCCAGCAGAAGCAUGCGCUCCGUGGUUGGCUUUGUCGCAAGCAUCAGUCUCACCCUCACAAAAUGGUAUUCACGAGUGGUAUUCCAGAUGCCUCAUCAGGAGAUUGUGGAUAGUCUGAAGCUGUGCCUGGUGGGCUCCUUGAAAAAGUUCUAUGAGGUGAACCACUGUCUCCCAGAGAAGAUUGUGGUGUACCGUGAUGGAGUGUCUGAUGGCCAACUAAAGACAGUUGCCAGCUAUGAGAUUCCUCAGCUACAGAAGUGUUUUGAAGCUUUUGAGAAUUAUCAUCCCAAGAUGGUGGUAUUUGUAGUUCAGAAGAAAAUCAGCACCAGUGUGUACCUGUCUGCUACUGAGCACUUUGUGACUCCCUCCGCCGGAACUGUGGUAGAUCAUACAGUAACAAGCUGUGAGUGGGUGGACUUCUACCUUCUUGCCCAUCAUGUACGACAGGGUUGUGGCAUUCCUACCCAUUAUGUUUGUGUUCUCAACACUGCAAACCUGAGCCCUGAUCAUAUGCAGAGGUUGACUUUCAAACUGUGCCACAUGUACUGGAAUUGGCCUGGUACCAUUAGAGUUCCAGCUCCUUGCAAGUAUGCCCACAAGCUAGCUUUCCUGUCAGGACAAAUCUUGCAUCAUGAACCAGCCAUCCAGCUGUGUGAGAACCUGUUCUUCCUGUGACUGAACAAUCAGGACAUGGGCUGGUUAGAGCAAUCAGACUUCUGAACUCAGCUGUGAACUCAGCUGUGCAGGAUUAACAGUGACUGAAAGGGGUUUUGUGUUGGUGUUUUCCCUUUCACCAACCCAGUAGAAUAAGAUAUCUUUUUUUUCUUUUCUCUUUUAAACCUGAUAUCACCAAGAAGCAGGUUCCACCCUAAGGAUCAGCUAGAAAUUGUCUCGUUGCCUUUGUAGAGCACAUGGGGGUAGUCUGCUACUGCGUAGAUGGGGUGGGUGAAGACAGGGGACCCUU